Messenger RNA from Branchiostoma floridae (Florida lancelet), 2508 nucleotides. RefSeq names its product kelch repeat and BTB domain-containing protein 2-like. The record is from RefSeq and is a predicted model, not a curated record. The transcript is spliced from 5 exons. Gene Ontology annotation, molecular function: protein binding. NCBI's taxonomy places the organism in Eukaryota, Metazoa, Chordata, Leptocardii, Amphioxiformes, Branchiostomatidae. The coding region runs from base 146 to 1930 and encodes 594 amino acids.
AUCGAUACAGAUACAGAUCCGUCAACACAUUCUAGAGAUAUUCUCCUGUAAGCUUUGCGACAAAAUCGACCCCCGUACUUACUGUUACAUUAUGUGGGUAAUCAGUGUGUACCUUUUGACCUGAGGUCAUACCAUCACCAUCAACAUGGCUGCCGCAGACCACGAAACCCACUCCAGCGCAGUUCGGUCUCGUUCCUACAAAGACGAGAGCUAUCUACACGGUUUUCUUGGAACUGUGUGUGACUUACAGAAGGAUGGGGUACUGCAGGAUGUCGUCCUUGAAACCAAGGGCCGGCGGUUUCCCUGCCAUCGGCUUGUUCUGUCCGCGGCCAGCCCCUACUUCAGGGCCAUGUUUACAAGUGACAUGGCGGAAAGUUGGCAGAAGACGGUUGUUUUACAGGGUAUGGAUGCAUGCAUGUUUGGGGAGAUCCUGAGUUACAUCUACUCAGGAACCAUCCAUGUCUCCAUGGACAAAGUGCAGCCCCUGUACCAGGCAGCCGACCUCCUCCAACUGGACUAUGUGAGAGACACCUGCUGCAGCUACAUGGCCAUGAACGUGGAGCGCUCCACCUGUGUGGACCUGUACAAGUUUGCUGAUGUCUCGUCUGUGGACAUUGUCCGGAAAUGUUGUCUGCAGUGGAUCACCAGAAACUUUACUGAGGUUGCCUCCAGCGAGGACUUUUUCAGCCUGAGUGUGAAUCAGCUGACUGAGAUCAUCAGCCAUGAUGAGCUGGAUGUUAAAGAGGAGACAACAGUGUGGGAGGCUGUGGUGAGAUGGGUGCAGCACAGCAGGGAGGGCAGACUCGACCAUCUACCCAGCAUCCUCCCUCACAUCCGAUUCAACCUGCUGACCUCAGACGACACGGCAGCCAUCUUGGAACACCCCCUGGUCAAUGAGGAUCCUGGGAGUUCUGAGGUGAUGAGGAAUGUGGUACAGACAGGGAACUUCAACAUGAAACCAAGGCUUGGGAUGACCAUGGAAAUGGUUAUGCUGUCUGAUAUAUCUGACACAGCGUCAGAUGACCUCCUCUACAUGAACCCACAGAAUGGGAUGUACAUCACCUGCAGUUACGACUACCUUCCUGAUUCCAUAACUAUGACAGUUACAAAUGAUAACAACAUUUACAAGCUCGAAAAUGAGCAGGAGGAUUAUUAUCAGUUGUCAAUGUUCAAGUACAACCAUGCAGAGAACGUAUUUGAACAUGCUGGUAUGUCUUCAGUAUCUAUGUUCCGGAGAGAGUACUCAGGUUUAUCAUCUCACUGGGAUCAUUUCCUUGUUGAAGUUGACCAGAUUCUAUAUUACGGUGCUGCUGAUCUGGGAGAAGGCAGUGCAUCGGUGCGGAUGAGAAAGUACAAUCGACACUCGGACAAAUGGGAGCAAUGUUCACAGCUGAAGCUUGAAGGAACUUGGCGCUUCAGUACGGCAUUGUCUUGUGGUCCGCACCUCUAUAUCCUCAUGGACUCAGCAAUGUAUCGCUACGACCCACGCCAGGACUGUUGGUGCAAGCGGGCUCCACCGAAUAUCACAGCUCGUUACUCAACUUUCACAACCGUUGCCAUGGGAACAGAGAUUUUCUGCUCAGAUUUUGACUUCACUCAGACUAUGGUGUACGACUCAGAAUCAGACCGCUGGCAGAAACUGCAAGGCUGGCCAAACCUAGAAAACCGUAGUGUCUAUUGUACUCCGAGUCUUUUUGUGCUGGAAAACGAGCUGCACAUAUUGUUGGAAGUCUAUGGCAAACAAGGUCCAUCAACAGACUAUCUCGUAUAUGUGUACGACAGGGCUACCGAUGCCUGGAGAGACUUGAAGGCCAUUCUGCCUAAUAAGGAGUAUUAUGCACCUAAUCCCAUGUGCCCCGUGGUACGUAUGUACCUACCAUACCUUAAGGGGGCGCAAAAACACAUCACGUCUUACGCUUAUCAGCGUUAAUGUGCAGGAUAAAGACGCACAGAGUACAGAGCAGUACAGUCUUUUUCAUGACAUAUGGAUAUAAAGACUACAGGACAGGACUGUUCAACGACAUUUAGUUUAGAUCUCGGGUUUUGCUGAAUAUUCUACAUUAUGGGAUAGAUGUUCUAUAUUUCAAAGUUUGGUACUUCCUUUUUUUUUAUAUAGAUAAGAGACUGAACUAGGGAUUUGUGUCGUUAAAUCUAUUUAUGUUUGUAUCAUUUUUACUUAGAUAGGAGAUAUUUUAAGGUCUUCUAUCCUUUCAAGGAGUUCUUAGUUAAAACAUUUAUGAUUUGUGUCAUGAUAAGUUUUAUAUAAGUUUGUUUUCAAUUGACAAGCAAGUCAAGCAAAAAGUUGCAUGUUUGUCAGUUUAAUGUUCAUUCUAAUGUAAGUUACCCAAUGUUACAAUAAACCGACUCUUAACUUGGAUGUUACUGUUUCAUAACCUUAACCUAUGAACAGCUUUUUCAAACAAAGCAGUCCGUUGCAUAAAACAACUAAGACUUCCGAACAUUACAACGUUACAUGGUUUCUCAUCUGACCGAUCGACCACAUACAAA